This is a messenger RNA of Brassica napus (rape), 1742 nucleotides long. RefSeq names its product disease resistance protein RPS4-like. The transcript is spliced from 5 exons. The coding region runs from base 1 to 1641 and encodes 546 amino acids. The record is from RefSeq and is a predicted model, not a curated record. Lineage: Eukaryota; Viridiplantae; Streptophyta; Magnoliopsida; Brassicales; Brassicaceae.
AUGGCGAAUCUUACCGACCUUAACCUGUCUUUCAGCGAGAUUGAAGAGCUCUGGGAGGGUGUUAAGGAUACACCGAAGUUAAAGUGGGUUGAUCUUAGCCACUCAAGCAAGUUAUGCAAUCUGACAGGGUUGCUAAAUGCUGAAAGCCUCCAGAGAUUGAAUCUCGAAGGGUGCACGAGUUUGGAGGAGUUGCCUCGUGAAAUGAAACGUAUGAAAUGUCUUGUUUUCCUCAACAUGAGAGGAUGCACGAGUCUCCGGGUUCUUCCGCAUAUGAAUCUGAUCUCUAUGAAAACUCUCAUCCUCACCAACUGCUCAAGCCUUCAGACAUUCCGGGUGGUUUCGGAUAAUCUAGAGACCCUACACUUGGAUGGAUCUGCAAUUGGUCAACUUCCUACAAACAUGUGGAAGCUCCAGAGACUGAUUGUAUUGAACUUGAAAGACUGCAAAAUGUUGGCAGAACUUCCAGAAUGCCUGGGGAAGCUGAAAGCUCUGCAAGAACUGGUGCUAUCUGGUUGUUCAAAGCUCAAGACUUUUCCAAUUCGCAUUGAAAACAUGAAAUCAUUGCAGCUUUUAUUGCUUGAUGGGACAUCAAUUACAGACAUGCCGAAGAUAUUGCAGUUGAAUAGCUCAAAAGUGGAAGACUGGCCUGAACUAAGACGUGGUAUGAACGGCAUAUCCUCAUUGCAGCGUCUAUGCUUAAGCGGGAAUGAUAUAAUCACCAACUUGCGAAUCGACAUCAGUCUCUUAUGUCAUCUGAAACUGCUUGACCUGAAAUUCUGCAAGAAUCUCACUUCAAUUCCACUGCUUCCACCAAACCUAGAGAUCUUAGAUGCACAUGGCUGCGACAAGUUGAAGACAGUCAUGUCCCCCAUGGCCAUUCUUAAGCAUAUGGAGAAGGUUCACUCUAAGUUCAUUUUCACCAACUGCAACAGUCUUGAACAAGCUUCAAAGGAUAGCAUCACAACGUAUGCUCAAAAGAAAAGCCAGCUAGAUGCGCUUAGAUGUUAUAAAGAGGGACAUGCUUCAGAAGCUUUAUUCAUUACUUCCUUUCCAGGGAGUGAAGUACCUUCAUGGUUUGACCAUCGCAUGAUUGGAUCAACGUUAAAGCUGAAGUUUCCGCCACAUUGGUGUGACAACAGACUUUCAACAAUAGUUCUAUGCGCUGUUGUUGCAUUCCAAAAUGAGAUCAACAGUUUCUCAAUAGAAUGCACUUGUGAGUUCAAAAACGAACUUGGAACAUGUACACGUUUCAGCAGCAUUCUUGGUGGAGGUUGGAUUGAACCACGCAAGAUUGAUUCAGACCAUGUGUUUAUCGGUUACACCAGUUCCUCCCACAUAAUAAAUCAUGUAGAAGGUUCGCCAGAACAUCAAAAAUGUGUUCCUACCGAGGCGUCAAUAAAAUUCAAAGUGAUAGAUGGAGCAGGUGAGAUUGUGAAUUGUGGUUUAAGUUUGGUGUACGAGGAACCAAACCAUGUUGUUGUCGAAGGAGAUUGUAGUGGAACUUCCUCGGGAAGAGGUUUAUCAGUUGUAGAGAGUACAAUGAGCUUUGCUACUCGGUUCCUCUCUGUUAUUUUGAGGUAUUUGUGGCUAGGUGUUGUGUUCUUUUCGGUUUUUGGGUUUGCUAGAUUUUAUUUUCACUAGAUAAGUUGUAUUUUUGGGGUCACCACUCAAUGACUAGUUUCUGUUUUGUAUAUGUAACAUAAAAAUUAUAUUUUUGAAAUUAUUUAAUUUUAAUUUACAAC